CGUGCUGUUUUACAAAAAACGAGAGACUUCAGUCUCUCAUUUUUUUCUUUCAGGCAACGGUAGAAAUUGCGUGUAAGUAAUUGAGACCAGUUAAUUUGUUUGUGUAACACAUUUAAUCUUGUUAACUUGGCUGACAAUAUUCAGCAGCUUACCACAUGGUUUACUGGCUUUGUACCUUCUUAUAGAAAUUGAUAGUUGGGUAAGAGUAAGCAUCUCUGUGUAUAUAUAUACUCACACUUAAGUGUUACUUUUAGGAGUUGAUAAAAUUAAUUGAGAUAUAGAUGUGAGAAAAUAUUGUAGCUAAAACACUAUACAAUGCAAGCAUCAUGUCUUGUGGAAGGUUCAUCAUCAGGUGUGAGGAAAGGUGCAUGGAGUCAAUUUGAAGAUGAGCUUCUCAAAGAUUGUGUCCAACGUUUUGGGGAGGGAAAAUGGCACUUAGUUCCUGAAAGAGCAGGAUUGAAAAGAUGCCGCAAGAGUUGUAGAUUGAGAUGGUUGAAUUAUCUAAAACCAAAUAUCAAGAGGGGAGAAUUUAGUGAAGAUGAAGUUGAUUUGAUGAUUAAAUUACACAAACUUUUGGGAAACAGAUGGUCACUUAUUGCAGGAAGACUUCCAGGAAGAACUUCAAACGAUGUGAAAAAUUAUUGGAACACAAACAUGCGUAACAAAAUACAUUCUCAAGAGAAAGACAAGACCAUUAUGAAGGAAGUAAUUGAAACAAUGAAACCUAAUGAAGUAAUAAAGCCUCAACCACGAACUUUCUCAAAAAAAUUGUUGGAAGGAAAUAAAUUUAUUGAUUUAGAUGAUAAUUGUUCCAAAAAUGGUAUUAAUGAAGUAGGUGCUACUUCAUUGGAAGCAAAUAAUUGGUGGGAUACUUUGUUUGAAGAGGAAAAAGAUAAUAAUUAUUCAUGGGGUAAUGGGUUUCUUCAAACUGGCUUUUGGGAUGAAGAGCUUAAUUCAAUUACAACAAAUCCUUUUGACUUGCUUAAUGAAAGUCAAAUUUGGAGUGAAUUUCUUUCUCAAACUUGAUUCAUUCUUUGCAAAAUAAAUUUCUUUUAUUAUGUCUAAUUGUUCAAAAUAUAUUAUGUCUUAUUGCAAAAUAUAUUAUGUCGUAUUGUUCAAAGUAUAUUAUGUCUUAUGUAAAGCUUAAGAUUAAGGUGGCUUCUAGGGUGUUAAAGUGUUUCACAUAAUCUAUGAUUUAUGAUCGUUUGAAAUUCCAAGA
Molecule: messenger RNA, 1219 nt
Organism: Cicer arietinum (chickpea)
Lineage: Eukaryota; Viridiplantae; Streptophyta; Magnoliopsida; Fabales; Fabaceae
Product: transcription factor MYB75-like
Source: RefSeq, a predicted model, not a curated record